AUGGAAUUAAUGGGCGGUAUAAUUGAUAAAUUCAGACUUAUUCGUUUGAAUCGUAUACCAUCUGUAACCAGAAUUUUACCGUACAAUUUAAUUAAUUUGCAAGCAACAUCUAGACAAAUUCCAGCUCAAUUACGUGAUCAGUCUCAUGAGAAUACGGAUUAUGAAAUGAAAAUGAUAAAGGGAAUACAACAAUUAAAUAUUGAGUCUUCUGGAGAAAAUCAAAUGAUCACUGAGUCAAUAUUAGAAACAGAUAACUUAGAACAAAAUUUACAUUCGCUAAUAUCUACAGAAGAUUUAGAAAUGGAAUUAAUGGGCGAUAUAAUUGAUAAAUUCAGACUUAUUCGUUUGAAUCGUAUACCAUCUGUGACCAGAAUUUUACCGUACAAUUUAAUUAAUUUGCAAGCAACAUCUAGACAAAUUCCAGCUCAAUUACGUGAUCAGUCUCAUGAGAAUACGGAUUAUGAAAUGAAAAUGAUAAAGGGAACACAACAAUUAAAUAUUGAGUCUUCUGGAGUAAAUCAAAUGAUCACUGAGUCAAUAUUAGAAACAGAUAACUUAGAACAAAAUUUACAUUCGCUAAUAUCUACAGUUAUUGGUAUUAUUGAUGAACAAAUCAGUCGACCGAGUUUUCCAUGGUGA
Messenger RNA from Schistosoma margrebowiei, 639 nucleotides. The record is from the annotation of a GenBank genome assembly. Lineage: Eukaryota; Metazoa; Platyhelminthes; Trematoda; Strigeidida; Schistosomatidae.